Messenger RNA from Colletotrichum gloeosporioides, 894 nucleotides. RefSeq names its product 40S ribosomal protein S0. The transcript is spliced from 3 exons. Bases 1 to 894 code for a protein of 297 amino acids. Gene Ontology annotation, molecular function: structural constituent of ribosome. Lineage: Eukaryota; Fungi; Ascomycota; Sordariomycetes; Glomerellales; Glomerellaceae. Gene Ontology annotation, biological process: ribosomal small subunit assembly; cytoplasmic translation. Gene Ontology annotation, cellular component: cytosolic small ribosomal subunit; 90S preribosome; ribosome. The record is from RefSeq and is a predicted model, not a curated record.
AUGGCUCCCGCUAACCUGCCCUCGGUCUUCAAUGCCACUUCCCAGGACAUUGAGAUGCUGCUUGCAGCUCAAGCCCACCUGGGAAGCAAGAACCUCCAGACUCACAUGGAGCCCUACCUCUGGAAGACCCGCGCCGACGGUGUCAACGUGAUCAACGUUGGCAAGACCUGGGAGAAGAUUGUCCUGGCCGCCCGCAUCAUCGCCGCCAUUGACAACCCGGCCGACAUUUGCGUCAUCUCCGCCCGUCCCUACGGCCAGCGCGCUGUCCUCAAGUUCGCUUCCCACACCGGUGCCGUUGCCAUCGCCGGUCGCUUCACCCCCGGUUCCUUCACCAACUACAUCACCCGUUCCUUCAAGGAGCCCCGCCUGAUUAUCGUCACCGACCCCCGCACCGACGCCCAGGCUAUCAAGGAGGCUAGCUACGUCAACAUCCCCGUCAUCGCCCUCUGCGACACCGACUCUCCCACCGAGUACGUCGACGUUGCCAUCCCCACCAACAACAAGGGCCGUCACUCCAUCGGUCUCGUCUGGUGGAUGCUCGCCCGUGAGGUCCUCCGCCUCCGCGGCACCAUCUACAACCGCGAGACCCCCUGGGACGUCAUGGUUGAUCUGUACUUCUACCGCGACCCUGAGGCCGAGGCCGAGGACAAGGUUGAGGAGGAGAAGCUCCCUGGCGUUGAGGAGGAGGGCCCCGCUGCCAUCGAGUCCGGCUUCCCUGCCGCCGGUGGUGACUGGGACGCUGCCCCUGCUGCCGCUGGCUUCACCGGUGCCCCCGCCGCCACCAACUGGGACGGUGCUGAGGGUGACUGGGCUGCCGCUGGCGCUGCCGGCACCGCUGGCGACUGGGCCGGCGAGGCCUCUGCCGCUGCCGCUCCCAAGGAGUCUCAGUGGUAA